AUGGCGCUGAAGCUGAACGAGGCGGACGACACGCUAGUCAAGGCGUGCUUACCCGCCGCGCAUGAGAUGGCACUGAAGCUCAACGAGGCGUACGACACGCUCAUCGACGACACGCGCCGCGCGUCGUACGAGAAGGAGUGGCGCGACGCGGCCGUGGCGGGGUACGUGGGGUUCACGGGGCAGCCGUGCAGCGCGUGGGCGGCAUCGGAGGGGCAGCAGCAGGCAAUCUUCGUCGACGAGGCGGCUUGCAUCAGUGGGUGGGUGUGA
Molecule: messenger RNA, 267 nt
Organism: Closterium sp. NIES-65
Lineage: Eukaryota; Viridiplantae; Streptophyta; Zygnematophyceae; Desmidiales; Closteriaceae
Source: the annotation of a GenBank genome assembly